Verticillium nonalfalfae is the source of this 708-nucleotide messenger RNA. RefSeq lists its product as uncharacterized. Lineage: Eukaryota; Fungi; Ascomycota; Sordariomycetes; Glomerellales; Plectosphaerellaceae. Gene Ontology annotation, cellular component: nucleus; cytosol. The record is from RefSeq and is a predicted model, not a curated record. Gene Ontology annotation, molecular function: Hsp90 protein binding; protein-folding chaperone binding. Gene Ontology annotation, biological process: chaperone-mediated protein complex assembly; protein folding. The transcript is spliced from 3 exons. Bases 1 to 708 code for a protein of 235 amino acids.
AUGUCUGCUACCAAGGCAACUCCCGAGGUCCUCUGGGCCCAGCGCUCCAGCGCCUCCGACGCCACUAAGAACUUCGUCUACCUGACCAUCACCGUCCCUGACGUCCCCGCUUCCAGCCUCAAGCUCGACCUCAAGCCCACGGGCCUGACCUUUGAUGGCCACUCCGACACCCUGAAGAAGGACUUCCACCUUGACCUCGAGCUGUACGGCGAGAUCGACACGGAGGAGAGCAAGGUCAACCACACUGGCAAGAACAUUGAGCUGAAGCUCCAGAAGAAGGAGCUCAAGGAGGAGUACUGGCCCCGCCUGCUCAAGGAGUCCAAGAAGGUCCACUUCCUCAAGACCAACUUUGACAAGUGGGUCGACGAGGACGAGCAGGAGGAGGCUCCCGAGGAGGACUUCUCCCAGUUUGGCGGCAUGGGUGGCAUGCCCGGUAUGGGCGGCAUGGAGGGCAUGGGUGGCAUGCCCGGCAUGGGUGGCAUGGGUGGCAUGCCCGGCAUGGGCGGCGGCGACUUUGGCGGCAUCGACUUCUCCAAGCUCGGCGCUGGUGGUCUGGGCGGUGCCGACUUUGGCGGCGACGACGACGACGAGGGUGAUGAGGACGAGGACGACAUGCCCGCCCUCGAGGGCGACGAGGCCGCCAGCAAGCCCGCCGCUGCUGCUGCCGCCACCACUGACGCCGCCGCCGCCAAGGAGCCCGCGAAAUAA